AUGGCGUUCAUGACGAAGAAAAAGAGAUAUAAGUUUGAGGUACAGUGUUGCUUGGAGGAGCUGACGGAGGUACCAUUCGUGUCUGCCGUGCUCUUCGCCAAGGUGCGGCUGCUCGACGGUGGCAACUUUCAGGAUCAUUCUAGCAGGGAGGAGGUCCGCAAACACGCGGUGCGGUGGAACGCGAAAUUUUCAUUUGUUUGCAAAAUGUGUGCUAACGCGAACACAGGCGUGCUUGAGCCCGCGCUGCUGCGGGUAUCGGUGCGGAAGGAGUGCAAAGGUGGCAGAUCGUACCAAAAGCUGGGCUUCUGCGACGUGAACCUGGCCGAGCUGGCGGGCGCCGGCGAGACCACGCGGCGGUGCCUACUCGAGGGGUACGACCCGCGCCGCCGGCAGGACAAUUCGGUGCUGCGAAUACGAAUCAAGAUGAAUAUGAUCUCAGGAGACCCGCUCUUCAAAGUUCCGGAAAGGAAACAAGAAGUAGCGGAAAAGACGGGGGGCGACAGCGGGUCGGAGAGCGCGGCGGCGGCGGACGACGACUGCGCCUCCUCCACCGCCAGCUCCGGCUUCGGCUCGCUCACUAAGAAGAAGAAUUAUGAGGGCGUGACGCCGGCGCUGUCGUCGCUACCCUCGUGCGAGCUACCCUCCCCCGACGCGGAGGACGCGCCCGCCCUCGCCGCCCUGCCCGCGCCGCCCGCGCCGCCCGCCUUACCUGACUACCCGGGUGUCGUGAUGUCACAGAACCCGGGCGCGGGCGCGGGCGCGGGCUGCGCGGCGUGCCAGCAGCACACGCACUCGCGCAACUCCUCCAACACCUCGGGCGACAUGAGCAGCAAAGCGUCGGGGUACGGCAGCUCGGUGUCGGCCGCGUCCGCGCACUCGCGCCAGAGCUCCGAGGGCGACUCCGCCGGCGAUUGCCGCCCGCACCACAACAGAGCCUCCGCGGCGACCGACGAAAACAUCCGCGUAGAGCGCACCACCACCACCACCACCACCCUGUACGUGCCCUCGCAAAGCAAGCAGACCGGUCGACCGCUCGCCAAGUUGCUGCUAGAGAAAACCAUUCUCACCGAGACCUCGGACAUGUUCCUCUCCCCCGACACCACCCUCACGUCGCCGGAGUACCUCACCCCCAACUGCACCCUCACGGGGCCCCCCGACGUGAUCCCGCGCCGCGUCCUCUCCCCCGCCAGCGACGAGUACAAGACCCCGGACAGCACCUUCUGCGACGACCACUCCUUCGCGAUGCCCACCUACUUCGACCAGAAGAGGAGAGCGGCCUCGGUCAUCGCCUCCGCGGUCGAGCCCCUCACCAACUUCCAAGUGUUCAAACAAAAGUCCCUCAACACGAUACCGGCUCUGGUCGAAAAGAACAAGCGCAACGAGGAGCUGUUCACCAACUUCCCGUUCCUGACGCCGCUCGCGCACAGGAAGAACUCGCUGCUGUCCGCCUCGCACCUGCCGUCGCUCACGGGCUGCGUGGAGGACGAGUUCUACUGCAUACCCUCGGAGGCGGAGGCGGAGUGCGUGGACGUGCGCCGCCGCCUCGCGCCCCGCGGCCCCGCCGCCUGCGCCAGG
Molecule: messenger RNA, 1575 nt
Organism: Brenthis ino (lesser marbled fritillary)
Lineage: Eukaryota; Metazoa; Arthropoda; Insecta; Lepidoptera; Nymphalidae
Source: the annotation of a GenBank genome assembly